AUGGCUAAAUUGGAAGUAAGUGCAGUUUUGAAUUUUUCAACUCAGCAAAUGAAAAUUAAUUUUCAUUCUUACAAAGAAUUUGUUGACUAUUUGUUUUUGAUUUCUUUAGAACUCGUCGAAUAUAUUCGAGAAUAA
Molecule: messenger RNA, 135 nt
Organism: Ambispora leptoticha
Lineage: Eukaryota; Fungi; Glomeromycota; Glomeromycetes; Archaeosporales; Ambisporaceae
Source: the annotation of a GenBank genome assembly